Achroia grisella is the source of this 882-nucleotide messenger RNA. RefSeq lists its product as uncharacterized. The transcript has a single exon. The record is from RefSeq and is a predicted model, not a curated record. Bases 1 to 882 code for a protein of 293 amino acids. Lineage: Eukaryota; Metazoa; Arthropoda; Insecta; Lepidoptera; Pyralidae.
AUGGGGUCGAUGUACGUUUUAAGUGCAAUUUUUUUAUUAAUUCAAUGUAACAAUAUUUUGGUACGAUGUGAUACAUUUAUCCCAGAUAAGACUUACCAUGUACCAGUAAAGGGAGUAAAUAGACCGACCAGACAAUUUGUGGAUAAUUCUCAGUUCCCUGCUGUACCUGGAAAUUUUAUGGGAGCUCCUCGCCAGCCUGUUUUUCACACUAAUACAGUGGAAAGUCAGCCCAAGUCACCGAUAUUGGAAGAACAAAAGCAGGCACCUAAUAAUAUGACACUUUCGGAAUUGGUAAACGCAUUCAAUGAUUUAAGUGAACACGAAGAGCAACCAGAACAGGUUAGGUCUGUUCCAAGAGAUUACGGGUAUAGCCCAUAUGGAUAUCGACCCCAGGUGUAUGAUUAUCCAUCACGACCUAAUUAUGGACAGUGGUCCCCACCAGCUUAUUCGUCUUAUCAUGAACCCUCAUACUAUCCUCCGCCACCAUCGCCAUUGGCGCCACCACACCAUUCAUUAUCGAAGAUUUCUCUGCUGAAACCAAGUCUUGAUUUAGUGAAGCCAGUGACGACAAAAGUUGCGAGCAAAGUAAGCGGUUUAAUUGGGCUAGUCUUAGCUUUGCUCACAGGAUCAUCUCCUAACGACUUAGAACUGAAAGGCUUUAAGGAUAUUGUAAUAAAUGGUAUCGUUAAGCCAUUAUUACUUGCAAAAGGAGGAAUUAAGACGUUGAUCAGUAAGUUAACAAUACCAGUGAUAUCACUAUUGUUAAUAAAUUUGGAGGUUCUGAUAACAGUAUGGUGGCUAUGGGAGGACUGCCCAGAGCCUGCUCAUGCUCCACCACCCUAUUCUUACCCAAAACCUAUCUAUAACUACAAUACGUAUUAA